Messenger RNA from Amoebophrya sp. A25, 8177 nucleotides. Lineage: Eukaryota; Dinophyceae; Syndiniales; Amoebophryaceae. The record is from the annotation of a GenBank genome assembly.
UGUAGUUCCUGUUCACGAAGAAGAUCGAUUGUCGGUUGUAUUCCAGUGCACUCCAGGAUCGAUUAAAAAAAUCGAAUAUGCGGUCUUCGUUGAUAUUUUAUAUGCACAGCAGGAGCCUCUUCGUCAUUAUGAUUGUAGGUGUUGUAGGCUUGCAUGGUCAACAAAUGCUCGGUCGUUCGAGGAACAAGAAAGGGUCGGUAUAGUUGUAGUUCACACCUAUAGCACCACAGAUGAAGCCCAUCGCCUUUUUCCUCCUGAAAAACCACCACCCUAUACUGUAGCUACAGAUCAUCAUACUUACUUCGCGACUGGGUCAUAGAAGUAGUGCAUCAGUCACCUCUCGCAGCGAGGCACAUUCAUUCACUCAUUCAUUCGUUCACUCACUCAAUCAGUCUAUCAACAAUCGAAACCGCAUAUACAACAGUCUUCAUAGUACGAUUACCUGACAAAAAUCUUUACCUUACUAGGGUGAUGGUCUUGGUGUUCGUCGCAAGUUCGACUUGAAGUGCAACUACAUGGAUUCCUUUAGGAAGACGACUCGCCUUGUUUCUUAGCAUCAUGCAACCUAACAACUGAUUAAAGCACUUAUAGAUACCCCACGAAUGUACUAUCAUAAAAGAUCUUGCUCCCCACGAUUCGGCUAACUAUUCCUGCUACGUACCUACUUACGCUGUAGUUGAUGUCGAGGUAGAAGCAGAACAAAAAUUAUAUGCAAGAGCAAAUCAAUGCUACGUUGCCGCCUAGUAGAGUGCUGACAACCUAGAGGACUGUGAUUCCGAGAGCCGCCUAGAGCUCCCUUCUAGAAGAACCGCCAUAGCUGGUCUUCGUCAAGAAGAACAUCAGAGCAUCGCAUUACCACUAGUGCACUACAAGAACUAGCUAGAUCAUUAGCUGGUGGCAGAAGUCGUCUGGGUUUGGGAAAUCUUAACAAGCAUGUUGCCGAAUCGAUUCAGUAAAUCCUCCGAGCCACAACUAGCACCAGCUCAGCAGCCGCUUUUUUAGCAGUACCUCCGCGCUACAGGGUCAUUCUGGGUGUUCAACCGGAGGAUUCCACGAAACUCGAAGCUGACUCUAAUCCUUGCCCCGCCGUACGACAUCAAUCAAUGACUCCGUAAUCCCAGACGCCUCCUCUUGAGACUGUUCUACCUCUGAAAAUGCCUUAUCUGAAAAAAAAACUACUACUGCGUCGACUAGGAAUACUUCUAAUCCUACUAGUAGGGAACAACAAUAAUAAGUAGAAUAAUAGAAAAAGAACUGCAAGAACGAGGACUACUAGUACAACUACCUGCUCCACCACAAAAAUUCUUACUGGCACGAAGAAAGAGCUUCCCCAGGAUGCAGAUUCUAGUAGGUGACGAAAGCAGUACCAAGAACAUGCAGCUGACCUCGGGCUCGGCUGAGCAUCUGCAUGUAAAAAUGACAGCCUCCUCUUCAAGAGACUUGCAGCAUCUUCAAGAUGUGCCGGUGGAUUUGGAGGAUGAGGCACGACCUUUGCUCGACGUUGGCGCUUUUCAACAUGCCUUGGGACGUCAUCAUGAUCAUAAAGCCUAUGGGAAGGAGACCAGCGUUAGCGUUUUGUUCAACAGCAUGCUGUGGGCCACGAGUAAGGUCAAGCUGCACAAAAUGUUGGGGCAGAAGUUCUCUUUGGAAACCAAGAAAAACUUCAGUAGAAAGUGGAGAUGGGGAGUCCAGGAGUACUAUGACAAAAAUCCACAUGAGAUCGUCGAAGAAGAUGCGAAAAACAUGGCGACAAGAACAUCAGACUCUCUUUUAACUCAUCAUCAUCUGGAGGUAGAAGAAACGCCAUCUUCCACUGCCACUGCGUCUUUUUCAAGAGCAGGCAGCUCCAGUUGUAAAAACAAACGAGCAUCGGAGGUAGUCAGUAAAUUCUUGAACAUAGUUCCAUUUCCACCCUCCUCCAAAUGUACGUCGUCGAGCACAUCAACAGCAAUCAAAAAUUCUAGUACUCCUACUCCAGCACCAUCAACCGCUCGUGUUGGGGACUACGACUUUCACCCUCUUUCUCCUCUGCGUUCACCACCUCAGAUGAAACGUACUAUAUUAAUUCUUCAAGAACAACAAGAAGUAGUAGAGGAACAAGCAUCACCGCCUCCGGCUCCAGAUCAACGUCAAGCACUUCGGCAACACAACUUCAACAACCUCUACGAUGCUCAACAUGAAGAUGAGAUGAGAGGGAAUCAUCUAGGACAAGUCGUGCUAUCUUCUGAAGAUUUCAAGGGGAGGAAUCAUCUAGGAGGAACCAGUAGUGAGGAGCAUAAAAUCGAAGCUCGGAGACGCGCGAAAGGCUCGAAAGGCCAGCUCCUGCUUAAGGCAUUGGUAUUUGUCGAUUCUUCAUCUCUCCCAGCUCUGCAGCUUUUCUUUUGUACCCCUGGACUGGGUUAACUACUACUCCUACUUCUUGGGCAGCUCUAUUGAUUCAUCUGACAACUAUGAUCUAAUAAGACUACAACUAUCUCACAACUAUGAUCUAAUAAGACUACAGCUACUACAACUGGGUUAACUACUACAACUACUUUUUAUUACUUUCUUCUAAUAAGAGUCCAAAUAAGCCGCGGUCGUGGUCGAUCUUUGGACAUUGGCUUCGUGAUGGUGCGGUCUUUUUGCUACUACUUUGCGGCUGUUUUGGGCCCAUUUACUUACUCACGCAGAUGAUGUCGCUCAGCUUCUGGAACACCGGAAAAACGACUACAGCGGUCACAAGAAGCGUGGUCCUUACGGCUACACCACGACCUAAAAGCUAUAAUCUGUACUUCUUGAUGUUAGUUGGAGUUCUUUGGAAUAUUAAUAACGAGUCCUGAACACUGGUCUAACGUAAGUGCGGCUAAUGCAACAUCUGCUUCUGCAAGGGAAAGGGAAAUGUGGCCGCCUUGUGAAAGGAACACACCCUGUGGCGCACUUGUCCAAUUGGUGGGGCGGGAGGUCCACUCGGACCCGACACAUUAUGGGCGACCGUUAUCAGCACGUGGUAAUUGAGGCUUAUAUCAACGUGACCAAUUUAUCAACAUGAAAUUGAAUACCCACAUCAUUAUCCAUCUAUAUCAUCGUGAUCCGUGAAAUUCGCGAGAAGCAUCUAAGAAUAAGUACAACAACUAUGGUAGCAUCAAUCUCAGAAUCCGUUCCUGCGGUCGUCAAGAAUGAUAGCAUCAGGGACGUACUACACAUGACACCUACCUUGUUUGGCGCGGCGUUUUUCCGGUUUAUUUAGCAUCCCUGUCUCUCUAAAGUAGCUUUAUCGAUUAUCGGAAGGCGGCGGAGGCGCAAAAGAAGGCCAGGCCGUCAGCGCAGGGCCAAGGUUAUGAACAAUCCUAAGCUUCAUCUCACUGAUUUAGAAGUUCUUGUACAAUCUCCUACGAGAUAAAGCACACCCUGCAGCACCUCACGCUAGGCACAUUUAUUCACUCAACAUUCACUCACUCCUACUUAUCCUUUAAUAUAUUAUAAGUUCCACGACCUUCUGCUUUCCUGUAGAAGCAAAAUGAAACUUUUCUCCACUUUUCUCCACUAAUUAAAAGCUGGCGGCGUUCCUGAAACUGAAUCUCGCUCUUUUGGCGGGAAAAAGGAUCCAAAAAUAAUUAUGAAGAAAAACCCUCAAAGCACAUGAAGAAAAAUAACCGGUUGACCUUCACUCUAUUCCUAGGCUUAUUCCACCAUGCAAUAUAUGCUGAACUGGACGGCUGAACGGUUUAGGAAUUGUCGCCUUGCACCAUUUUCCGCCAUCUUUUGUGGCGUAUAUUCCGAAACUUGGAGCGAAUGGCGCUGACGCUAGAGACAAACGCCGCGAGAGGAGCAAACGCCACGCCAAAUUUGGAAAAUCGUGCGAGGUUUUGCGUGUCUUGUCUGUUUACUCCUAUCCCGCGGAAAGUUUCACAGGCAUUGCUAAGAGUGGAACUUUUGAAAGUGUUAGAAAUCGGAAAACAAGGCUCGCACCUAGCCCGCAUCCUUUCGCUUCUAACGCGGUGCGGCGUUCGCGCCUCUCCCGCACACUUUGGGCGCCGCUCGUCGAAGGCGGCAAAACGAAAGACCGCGGCGCGGCUUGGUAUUGGUCUGGGUCUCGUGUUGCGUCCGUCUUGGCGUGGGUCUGUGGCGUGCGGGAAGGGCUGCCGACGAGAGGGCGCCGGGCGGUCUGCCGCUCGGCCGGUGUGGUGUGUGGUUCUUUCGAUGUCCCGCGCCAUCUCUUUGAGUCGGUUGCUCCACUUUUUUCGUCAGCCCAGUGCGGCCAGCCUCGCUCGCUCGUGGACUUUGUUGAUCUCCUGGAGGGUGUGCUUGAGUUGUUCGAUUGGCUUAAUCGAUUUCCCCCCCCGCCCCUUCUCGCAAUUAUUAUUUUGGUAACAUCAUGAGGAUGAGCCACCUGCUCUCAGAAUACGAGUAUAGAAAACUUUAGUUCCCGGGAUUGGUGGUGGCUUUCUAGAACUGUGUGCUCGGUAAGAUCAUGGAAUCCUUACUGUAGUGGACGCAAAACCUCUAGAAAUAGAUUGUCAGAUCAUUACCUUUUCAGCUUCUUCCUUCAUACGUCCCCUAUGACCUGCUUCCCCCUCUGAUAGUGAUACUAGGAGACUGAUGGGGAUGCGAAUUAUCUUUUUCAAUCGCUUAGAGGAUAGUUCGUAAUUGAUCACCGUCUAGGGCUGAGGCGGGAGGCCCCCCCCAAAUCUAAUCCUAAAUCUAGUCCAGCACACACUAAAACUAAUUAGUAGAGAAGUACAGGAGUAGCUCAAGUUCUUAACUGAUUCGCGUGCUACCAGUAUCGCUUACUCCAGGGCUAAUUGGAAUCGAAUCAACUAUCAAAUUAGUUUAGCACUUAUUUAGAUCGCUUGACGGUACAGGUCAUCCUGUGGACGGCGAGCCAACACCUAAGGACCCAACCUAACUGAUACCCCCUGCAUGGGUACCGUACUACUAAUACAUCCGUACUUAGUUCAGUAUAUAAUGAUCAUAUGCAGCAGCAAUAGUAAAGCACCAGCUGUGGACGACCCUGAUAGUACACCAGUUCAACGAACAGUAUUUAUGUACAGAUCAUGUAUGACCUUGACCUCUGUAGCCGACAUGACGCAUGCCUACAUGGGAUUGCACUCGAUGCCAGUCUCCAUCUAAUCACGCAAGGAUCAAGGCUGCUAAAGCAGCUGGUAUUUACGGCUUGAUUUUGACAUAAUUCAUUUCAUCCACCGAGAAUAGUGAUCGUUUUCAUUUUCGUAUUCGUCUGCUUCCUGGACGUAGUUUCUUGGAGGAAAGAUGUGGCGUACUUGACUUCUUCAUCUUCUAGUGAGCGAGUCACGAACUAGAAGUCCAUUCUAUCGGUCCACACGCUACGUUCUAGUGAUCACGCCGAUGAGCGAGUCGGAGUCAGUGCGCUUUAUUCAUAGGUCCCUUUGGAAAUGAAUUAGGGCUUAGGGUCUAAGGCCGUGCUGCAAGUAGGCUCCAGAGUGCUACUUCCCAGGGAGCUUCGGCAGCAACAAGCUUCAGCGACGGGGCUAACAGGAACGGACGUCAAAAACACAGGGCGCCAAUGAAAGCGAAAGUUAAGUGCAGAAGUUCUUGAACCCAAUGCAGAAGUUCUUGGACGACCUCAUUUUUAGCUGGUUCAUCGAGUUCGAGGUAUAGUAUUAACUUAGUGUAACCAGUAUUAAUACUAACUACUGUUGUUACAUGUAUGAUAGAUUAGAUGAUGUACUAAGAAGUUUUCAGUGUAACUGUUAGGUAUACUUCUACAUCAUUAGAUAGUUGUUGUUACAUGAUCAGUUGUUACAUCCCUAGGAAUGGCCAACAUCGGUACAUACACAAUCACUAUUAUGGCUGUAGUUACCGUCUCAACUCUGUGUGUUGCUUUGCAGUCCUAAAAGUGCUGACGGUCUCCACGGCAAGGUCCCUGAAGCUAGCGACCCUUGCAGCUGCCCUUAACACUGUUCGGCCAGCCUAGUAGUAGUCCCUCCACGAUUAUAUUCGGCUUGUUCAGGCUACUUCUCAUCCGGUAGCUCCUCUAAUAAAUGACCAGGAGCUAAACGAGAUGUGGCGAGUAGUACAGCUACAGGUGCCGUCGUUUCGGAGGUUUCUAGUUUUAGUGACCAAGCACAACAUCCAGGGUACCGUCUCAUUAUGGCUACUUUCUUCUCAAUUUAUUUAAGCAAAGGGGCCCUCUCGCUAAGGCUACUUUCUUCUCAAUGUAUUUAUGCAAAUGAUGUUUACAUUACACACAGACAGAACUAUGAUCAUCAGGACGAGAAGCACUUGAUGAAGCACUGUAAUAUGAUGAAGACUACGUGAAAGAUGCUUCAUUCCAAGUAUUUAUUUAUUCGAAAACUUGAUUCAAUGAAAUAAGAAAAAGGAUAUAUCUCAGAAGAGCUUUCAUUGAAAUAAGCAGAAGGAACAAUAUAUCUCGAUGGCUCUGGUAUUAGGUAGCCUGAUUUUCAUUGUAGGGGAAAACAAGAAGGGAAUCCUUGUGGUCGAAUUCAGGUUACCAAAUACGGGAGCCAUUCGAUAGCCAUAGUAUCCGAGUAUAUUUUACUCUGAGAUGAAGGAGCAGGAGCUUAUUAGUUUCUACGAGAGCUAGGGCAUGAUACCCCUCCUACUCGGGUGCUGGUCGGUGAUUUCAUCAUGUUUUCGAAUAUUAGAAUUAGAACGCGCGGCGCCUAAAAUAAACGGAUAGUAAUAUAAACGUGGCCACUAUAGUUUAUUUAGAUACUUGGAUUACUUGACUCUUUUGGGUUUUUUGUUUCCUAGUUAGGUGUGCUCCACCGACAAUAUUAGAAUUAGAACCUCUUUCUCAUCCUAUCGUCCCAAUUCGAUGUUAUCCUAUCCUACUCAAUCAUAGAUGAAUAUAAGUAUUUAUAAUAUGGGUUCAUCUCAUAACCAAGGUUAAUAGGGACAUCUUCUAAUUUCUCGACAACUCCUGUACCUCCUACAUCAAGCGGUAGAGCUGGAAGGAGAAGAAGAAGGAGAGCCAAAAACCACGGUGAUCCUCAUUCUCCCGGCAGCACGACGCCGCACGGAAGUUCAUCUGGCACAGGGGAGCAUCAGGUGCCUGUGGUAGAAUUAAGGCUCGUCGGGAAAGAACGCGACUCAGUCUAAUUUCACUACGUACUCACUCACUUUCUUGACUGAAAACUAACUAAGAGAAUUUCUCUUUGACAUCACAUCAUCAAAGAUGAAGAGACUGCCAGUGGAGCAGGCGGAGAAACUGCGGUCAGAGUAACUUACAGACUGUUCUCUCACUGACUGUUCUCGCACUGACUGUUCUCUCACUGACUGUUCUCUUAGAGACACAGUGACGAGAGAACAACAUGAAGAAUUGAGUGUAUAAUUGCCACGGUUACAACGGGCUUAGGGAAAGGGAAGUAGUAGAACACCGUGACGGGCUUAGCCUUGGAAAAACAAAAAGUUGUCACAUACUAAAUAUAUUUAUAAAGUCUAAUGUAGUAAAGGUAAGCGGGACGUAGUUAGAAGUGUAGUAAAGAUCACUGAACAUAAAGGGAGGGACCACGUGUAUUUUGGAAGAGUAGAGGACUAUGGUCGAGGGACGACCAUCACGUCUUUUUUGUCCCUUCAGUAGAUGAAUGAGUCGUGGAGACUUCGUCCAACGAUCAUUGGCUCUCACCUCUAAUGGAAGAUGCGCCACCAGAACCGAAGGAGAGCUCCGAAGCAGAUAAAGGUGGACAUAAUGACUUGUUUUAUGGCAAAUCUGCAGGAAUUUGAAUACUACAACUAAUACUCACAUAAUGACUUGUUUUAUGGCUAAUCUGCAGGAAUUUGAAUACCAGUACCACUACUGGAUACUCAUAGAUACUAAUCAUGCAUGUUCCUAUUUGAGAACAAAACUCCCAGUCGCAGUCCCACAACCUUCUUACAACUAGAAGACUCAAGAAAUCUUUGUCGUGCUAAACACACACAUAAGACAACUGUUGUGCUGGUGAGAAAAUCAAGUGUAGUUUGGAGGCACCUCUUGCUGGGCACAUUCAUUCAUUCAUUCAUUUAUUCACCGUCACCCACCACAGCAGUCCUAUGUGUGUAGUUAGCACAGAUGCGCUGUCUUCAAGAAUCUUCUUCUAGUUAGACAGAGCGCAACAAAAAAUAUGUAUAUGACAGUAUUUGAUAGGCCGCAAGAGCAAAUAAGCCAGUCAUUUUCUAAUCCUCUGGGGGUUGGGCGUUGGUGAUAGUGGCUACUCUGU